Molecule: messenger RNA, 1042 nt
Organism: Pyricularia oryzae 70-15
Lineage: Eukaryota; Fungi; Ascomycota; Sordariomycetes; Magnaporthales; Pyriculariaceae
Exons: 3
Coding region: 186-740 (184 amino acids)
Cellular component (GO): endoplasmic reticulum
Source: RefSeq, a predicted model, not a curated record
GUUCUUUCAGAGGGACAAGGGUCUGCGCAGCUGGGGGCGUGCUGCAACUGUCAAUUAACCCUUCCCUGAUGAUAAAAGCCAAAGAUGCCCCGAUCUUGCCGGAAUAACUACAUUUUUUGCACUUUCUGACCAAUUUUCUUUUCUUUCUCAGAAAUCGUUUACCGACAACAAGUAAACAGUGCAAUAUGACAUUCAAGUCUCGCGGCGUCGUGGACAAGGUCUGGCUAGGGUGGUUUAUCUUGCAGAUAAUCGUCACACCCCUGAUCGACGGGCUGCCCUUUUAUCCAAAAUGGCUCUACGCGACCCCCGACAGCCCGCUGUACUUCCUCCAGCGCAUCCACGAGUUAUACGUCACCACGUAUAGGGACCUGAUCGUCACCGAGUGGCACAGCCCCGUGCCCGUGCGGCCCUGGGUGCGGCUCUGCACCUACAUCGAGAUGGCCUUUCAGCUCCCGACGUCCUUGUACGCGGUGCUGCGGUUGAGAAAGGGCCGCGGGACCUCGGGAGGCGACGAGCUGCUCUUGCUGGUCUACGCUUUCAACGUCUUCUUCUCCACCCUGCUCUGCGCCCAUGACGUUUACCACUGGGAUGAGAAGCUGUACACCAUGGCUGAGAAGCACUUUAUCGUCGGGGGGAUCUACGGCUCUUGGAUGCUUAUUCCGUUUGCUAUGUUUGUCGACAUGUACCUGCGUCUUUACGGCCGCGUGAGUACAUCUGAUAUUGCAAAAAAGACAAAGUAAAUUUGUUGCAGAUUUUUGUCGCUUCAAAGGCAUGGACCAAUAGAAGAGCUCGGUUUCGCAAGAGCUCGUUUAUUAUUCAGUCAGUCAAACAGACCGAAAUGGGAUCGGUUCUCUUUAGAUUUUGCCCUUCCCGAUUCAGCAAGCAGAUCGUCUAAUCACAGAAAAUUGGUACUCAUGCAUGUAGGCUAGUACACCUGAUAGUAUAAUGGCUCUGACAUGACAAUUUUAACACACAUCCCAUUGCAGUUUUACCACCCGCUUAGUCUAUCGCCCUCUUGAUUGGAGCCAUACCCCAACCGUUG